AGGAUAUCUAUAGUACAGAUGCACCUAUUCUUUAAGAUUGCUACUUAAACCACUUUAAACAACACUCAGGUCUUCUCACUAUUGAAUACUCCGACAUGGUUUCUACAGUGGCCGACAUCACAAAUAGUGGUGGCCAGAAAGCAUAUCCCGACCUGGCUUCUAAACCCGGUCCCCUCAAUAAUGGCAAUGAAGGGUACUCACUUCCCGCUAAGGAAGCAAUGAAAAUGAUCGGCUGGGACAGCAUGAGCAUCAGCGACUGGAAGGCCCGAGAGAAAAUCGACCAGAGCAAACAAAUCCGGCUUGUAUGCCUAUCACAUAUGCGCUACCAGCAGCCCGACUUCACAGAGAUUUCGAUAUUCUUGGAGAACUUUGGGAUGCAUUGCGUGAAGAAAACAGAGGACGCCAUUUGGUACAGAGGAUAUGGCUCGGAACCUUAUGUAUAUGUGGUUGAGAAAGGUCCGAAGAAGUUCCUUGGCGGUUCGUACACUGUGGAGAGUUAUGCAGAUUUAGAGAGGGCUGCGGCAAUACCCGGCGCAAGUAAGAUUGAAGAGUUGACAAACGCUCCAGGAGGGGGCAGCCGUGUUACAAUCUAUGACCCGGAAGGUUUUCCCGUCAACCUCCUAUAUGGCCAGGAAUUAGUCGAACCAGGCCAGCUCCCUGAGAAGCUCGUAUACAACUUUGAAGAAGAUAAGCCGCGCAUAGGAUCCUUCCAGCGUUUUACAGCAGGCCCAGCUGCAGUCCACAAGCUCGGCCACUACGGCCUCUGUGUCCUUGACCUUCAAAAGCAAGUCCAAUUUUACACCCGCACUUUUAAUCUCGUCCCGUCCGAUUUCAUGUACGUUCAGGACCCGAACGAUCCAUCCGCACGUAUCGAGGUAGCGCUCUUUGCACACAUCGACCGGGGCGAUGACUACGUCGACCAUCAUACCUUCUUCAUGAGCAAGAACCCGACGGCACAUGUGCACCACGCCUCUUUCGAGGUGCAUGACUUUGAUACCCAGAUACUGGGACACCAAUGGCUAGCUAAGAAGGGUUACAAAUCUGUUUGGGGAGUAGGCCGACAUAUCCUGGGGUCCCAAAUAUUUGAUUAUUGGUGGGACCCUACCGGUUUCAUGAUCGAGCACUACACGGAUGGAGACACUGUCAACAAAGAUACACCUAUUGGCUUUGGUCCCGCAGGGAGCGAAUCCCUUGCAGUGUGGGGCCCAGAGGUUCCCGCUGAUUUCCUGGAAUAGGCGGCCAUGAGAAAGAUUCGAUGAGAAUUUGACGGUGCGCCCCAGAAGAACUAGAUCAUCUGAAGUAUCUGAUUUUAGUUCUAAUUAUACAAUGAAUAGC
Messenger RNA from Pseudogymnoascus verrucosus, 1335 nucleotides. RefSeq lists its product as uncharacterized. The record is from RefSeq and is a predicted model, not a curated record. Lineage: Eukaryota; Fungi; Ascomycota; Leotiomycetes; Thelebolales; Thelebolaceae. Gene Ontology annotation, molecular function: methylmalonyl-CoA epimerase activity. Gene Ontology annotation, cellular component: mitochondrion. The transcript has 7 exons. Gene Ontology annotation, biological process: L-methylmalonyl-CoA metabolic process. The coding region runs from base 96 to 1235 and encodes 379 amino acids.